Scutellospora calospora is the source of this 135-nucleotide messenger RNA. The record is from the annotation of a GenBank genome assembly. NCBI's taxonomy places the organism in Eukaryota, Fungi, Glomeromycota, Glomeromycetes, Diversisporales, Gigasporaceae.
AAAUAUUUAUUUAUUGAAAGAUUUGGAGGUGUUGUAAAAAACUUUAUUGAUUGGGAUAAGGAAGAUGAAAUUAAAUAUGUCAAUUAUGAUAGUGAUUCAGAUUCAGAAAAUAUUGAUAAUAAUUUUUAUAAUUAA